CGACCUACCGAACUGAAACAGCCUCUUCUUUCAUACGUCCAGAGUUCACACCCCAGUUUCUGUCCCCAUUGACGACCACGCCUAUUCCGAAAUGGGAUACAAGUGGCAGUUCCAAGAUGAAUUCGGCAACUGGAUCGAGUAUGGAAAAAUCAGCUCAGCCAAGAGCUCGCCUUGUGUAGUGACUACCUCUUCAGAAGAUAUAGAGCGACAGUAUGAUGAAAAUCCGAGAAGGUUAAUCAUUCUAAAGAGUGACUAUUGGACGUAUGAACUUAAUUUCAACACGAUGAAACAGACCAACAUGACAACCAAAGUCACCAGGGACGUCCGACGAGUUGCAGAUGAUCUCUGGAGCGCCAUGGACCAUGUUUCACCAUGGCAAUAUGAAUACACCAAUGUUCGAGCUCUCCUCAAACUAGACAAAGAGCCUAAGUUCAUCUUUAAAAUCAUCAACACUAAGCGAGAAGCUGUUUUUGACGCGAGGAUGGCUCAACUCCAGAGAUAUCAACCAUUUGUUAAGUACGAGAUAAAAGAACUCUUCCAUGGUACGAGCUCCAGCAACGCCAUAUCCAUAGCCCACGAAAACAUCGACUUUGCACGGCAUGGACCCAAUUAUAUAUACGGAAAUGGAGCUUAUUUCACGAACAAUAUAAAAAUGGCUGAUCACUAUGGCGAUGCAAUUUUCAUUUGCAAGGUUCUCGUUGGACGCGUCACCAGGGGCAGCUCAAAUGUUAGCCAGGCUUCAAAAGACAA
Molecule: messenger RNA, 750 nt
Organism: Hyalella azteca
Lineage: Eukaryota; Metazoa; Arthropoda; Malacostraca; Amphipoda; Hyalellidae
Exons: 2
Molecular function (GO): NAD+ poly-ADP-ribosyltransferase activity
Source: RefSeq, a predicted model, not a curated record